AUGCGGAUACUUCUGCUAAUCGCACUUGUCGGCAGUUCGCAAGCCUUCUUGUGGAGCCUUCUGGGACUAGGUGGAGGAGGUGGAGGAGGCGGCGGUGGCGGCUGCGGAUGUGGAUGUGGAGCAGCUCCUGCAUGCGCACCAGCUGCAGCGGCACCAGCUUACGCUGCACCAGCACCAGCAUAUGCGGCACCACCUCCUCCAUCUGGAGGUUACGCUCUUCCACCACAAGCAGCUCCUCCAUCCGGUGGAUAUCCAGUCGCCCCACCACCACCACCACCACCACCGGCAUACUCUCCUCCUCUAAGCUCACCACCGAUACCGUCUGGAGGAAGUUAUGCAGCACCAGGUGGAGGUGGAUAUGGAGGACCAGCAGGAGGAGCAUUCUCCGCACCCGCAGGAGGUGGAUACGGAGGCCCUGCAGGAGGAAGCUACGCUGCCCCAGGUGGAGGUGGUAUUGGAGGACCCGCAGGCGGAAGCUAUGCUGCACCAGGUGGAGGUGGAUAUGGAGGGCCAGCAGGAGGAGCAUUCUCCGCACCCGCAGGAGGUGGAUACGGAGGCCCUGCAGGAGGAAGCUACGCUGCCCCAGGUGGAGGUGGUAUUGGAGGACCCGCAGGCGGAAGCUACGCUGCACCAGGUGGAGGUGGAUAUGGAGGACCAGCCGGAGGAGCAUUCUCUGCACCCGCAGGAGGUGGAUAUGGUGGUCCAGCUGGAGGAGGAUACGCUAAACCUGGUGGAGGAGGCUAUGCAGGAUCAUCUGGUUUAUCACUCUCUGCACCUGCAGGAGGUGGAUAUGGAGGUCCAAGUGGAGGAAGUUAUGCAGGAGCUCCUCCAGUCAACUCACCACCAGUUGGCCCAGCUCCUGGCGGUUAUGCAGCACCUUCCGGAGGCAGUUACGCUGGUCCAGCCAACGAUGCCCCAGCUCCUGGCGGUUACGCUGCACCUUCUGGAGGUGGUUAUACCGGUCCAGCUCAAGAUGCCCCAGCUCCAUCAUAUUCUGGUCCUGCCCCCGGCGGAUACGCAGGAGCCCAACCUGGACCUGCCAACGAUGUCCCAGCCCCGUCCUACGGUGGACCCGCCCCUGGUGGACCAGCACCUGGAGGAUAUGCUGGAGCUCAACCUGGACCUGGAUCUGCCAACGACGUCCCAGCCCCAAGUUAUACUGGACCUGCUCCAGGUGGACCAGCACCCGGAGGAUAUGCUGGAGCUCAAGCUGGACCUGGACCUGCCAAUGACGUCCCAGCCUCAAGCUAUAGUGGAUCUGCUCCAGGUGGACCAGCACCCGGAGGAUAUGCUGGAGCUCAAGCUGGACCUGGACCUGCCAAUGACGUCCCAGCCUCAAGCUAUAGUGGAUCUGCUCCAGGUGGACCAGCUCCAGGAGGAUAUGCUGGAGCUCAAGCUGGACCCGGCCCUGCUAACGAUGUACCAGCCCCAUCCUACACUGGACCUGCUCCUGGUGGACCAGCUCCAGGAGGUUACGCAGGAGCUCAAGGACCCGAUGUUUCAGCCCCAUCCUAUGGCGGACCAGCCCCAGGUGGUCCUGCUCCAGGUGGUGACUUCUCUGGAACUCAGGUUGCUCCAGCCAAUGAUGUCGCUGUUGCAACCGGUCCAAGCGGCGGAGCAUAUGCGGGCCCACAAAGGAAGUACAAGCGACAUUAUCCAUGA
This is a messenger RNA of Necator americanus (New World hookworm), 1662 nucleotides long. RefSeq lists its product as uncharacterized. Bases 1 to 1662 code for a protein of 553 amino acids. The record is from RefSeq and is a predicted model, not a curated record. The transcript has a single exon. Lineage: Eukaryota; Metazoa; Nematoda; Chromadorea; Rhabditida; Ancylostomatidae.